Messenger RNA from Penicillium longicatenatum, 1398 nucleotides. Its product is annotated as putative proline oxidase Put1. Lineage: Eukaryota; Fungi; Ascomycota; Eurotiomycetes; Eurotiales; Aspergillaceae. The transcript has 2 exons. Gene Ontology annotation, cellular component: mitochondrion. The coding region runs from base 1 to 1398 and encodes 465 amino acids. The record is from RefSeq and is a predicted model, not a curated record. Gene Ontology annotation, molecular function: proline dehydrogenase activity; FAD binding.
AUGAUCUCUCGACCUACCUCCCUCCCACGUACUUUUAUACCCCGCGUCAUUUCAGCGCAAGGUAUAAUUUGCCGACGGCAUCGUUCGACAAAGCAAGGCUUUCAUGAUGUUGCUAUUGCACCGCCAGUUCAGCCUCCCAUCGAGCUGCCAUCAAUGGCAAGGCUGCCAACAAAGCUGCUAUUGCGCUCUUUAGUCUUGACCUCUCUUAUGACCUCGAAAAUAUUCCUGAAGCCUGCAUUAGCUCUAUUGAACGUUCUCAGCAACUCCAACUCCGCCCUUUUGAAUGCCGAUCGAAAUCCAAUCCUUAACAAACUUCUUCGAUGGACUGUCUAUAAUCAUUUUUGUGCCGGAACGAAUCGCCAAGAGGUGUCAAAGACUGUUGCACAGAUCAAGGGUAUUGGAUACCAGGGUGUGAUUUUGGGCUAUUCAAGGGAGAUUGUUCUCGCUCCCAAUGAGAAGUUGGCUCCCAGUGACUCUGGCACUACGACCUAUAGCGAUAAGUGUUAUGAGACUGUGGAAGAAUGGAAAAAUGGCACACUCGAGACUCUGCGGAUGGUUGGGCCUGGGGACUUCCUUGCUGUCAAACUCACAGGUGCCGGCCCAAUCUCCCUCGACGCUAUGGCAGCCAAAAAGCCCAUGCCAGAUGUGAUGGUCAAAGCUAUGGAUGAAAUCUGCACCGCGACAAAGGAACAAGGUUCGCGUCUUUGGCUAGAUGCCGAGCAGCAGGUCCUGCAGAAUGGAUUGGAUAUCUGGGCAAUCGACAUCAUGCGCAGACACAAUAAAUCGGAUACUCCUUUAGUCUACAACACCAUCCAGGGAUACCUCAAGGCAUCCAAGGCAAACCUCGAUAACCACAUUACCCUUGCUGCGCAGGAAGGAUGGACCUUGGGAAUCAAAUUAGUUCGAGGAGCUUAUAUAGAGCAUGAGACCCGCUCCCUAAUUCACGACACCAAAGAAGAGACGGAUGAUUCCUACAACCUGAUUGCGCAUACGAUGCUAUGCCAAAGUAUGCCAGAAGGAAUUAGGGAUUUGAAGUUCCCCAAGGCUGCACUCUUUCUCGCAACGCACAAUGCUGCUAGUGCUGCGACGGCAAUUGCUACUCACCAAAACCUACUUCUUGCAAACAAACCGACUAUCUUGCUGGAAUGUGGUCAGAUCCAAGGGAUGGCAGACGAGUUGAGUUGUGAACUAGUGCAGAACUACGAGCGCGCUUUAAAGGAGUCCUCUGCUGCCAAUAUGUCUGUGCCCAAAGCUUUCAAGUGUAUGGCUUGGGGUUCGGUGGCAGAAUGUAUGCAGUAUCUUCAUCGCCGAGCGAUUGAGAACAAGGGUGCAGUUGAGCGUACACAGCAUAUGGUAGAUGCACUACGGCGGGAAUUAUGGCGAAGAAUGUUUGGCUAG